Molecule: messenger RNA, 3241 nt
Organism: Ochotona princeps (American pika)
Lineage: Eukaryota; Metazoa; Chordata; Mammalia; Lagomorpha; Ochotonidae
Gene: TSPAN5
Product: tetraspanin 5
Exons: 8
Coding region: 389-1195 (268 amino acids)
Biological process (GO): protein maturation; regulation of vascular endothelial growth factor signaling pathway; protein localization to plasma membrane
Cellular component (GO): membrane
Source: RefSeq, a predicted model, not a curated record
AGCGCGGGGCGGGAGGGCGCGCGAGCGUCUUCGCCAGCAUCUGCCGCGGCCGCAUUUGCCCGAAACCUGGGGACAGACCUCGGAAUCGACCGCCUGGCGCACGGACGUUCGGCGCUCGCCGAGUGGACGCAGCCGGCUUCGGGAGGCUCGGGCUUUGCAGAGCACGGCUUGUCUCGCCUGCUCGCCACUAUCCUCGGCUCAGACGGCCUGGGCGAGUGAGCUAGCUAGAGGUUGCGGGAGCCGCUCUCUUCCUGCUGGUCGCCGCGCGGCUUUGGCCGGGCCGCCCGCGCCGUGGCCCCGAGCCCCCCUUGCUCUCAGUCUCCAAGUAACGGUGUGCCAGGACUCCAAAGUCGGGUAUCCGGGGCAAGUGUCUUCAUGAACCCAGAGGAUGUCCGGGAAGCACUACAAGGGUCCUGAAGUCAGUUGUUGCAUCAAAUACUUCAUUUUCGGCUUCAAUGUCAUAUUCUGGUUUCUGGGGAUAACGUUUCUUGGAAUUGGACUGUGGGCGUGGAAUGAAAAGGGAGUCCUGUCCAACAUCUCUUCCAUCACUGAUCUUGGUGGCUUUGAUCCAGUGUGGCUCUUCCUCGUGGUGGGCGGAGUGAUGUUCAUUUUAGGAUUUGCAGGGUGCAUUGGAGCACUACGGGAAAACACAUUCCUUCUCAAGUUUUUUUCUGUGUUCCUGGGAAUUAUUUUCUUCCUGGAGCUUACUGCUGGGGUCCUGGCAUUUGUUUUCAAAGACUGGAUCAAAGACCAGCUGUAUUUCUUUAUAAACAACAACAUCAGAGCGUACAGAGAUGACAUUGAUUUGCAAAACCUCAUAGACUUCACCCAGGAAUAUUGGCAGUGCUGUGGGGCUUUUGGAGCUGAUGAUUGGAACCUAAAUAUUUACUUCAAUUGCACAGAUUCCAAUGCAAGUCGAGAGCGAUGCGGCGUGCCCUUCUCCUGCUGCACUAAAGACCCAGCAGAAGAUGUCAUCAACACUCAAUGUGGCUAUGAUGCCAGGCAAAAACCAGAAGUUGACCAGCAGAUUGUAAUCUACACAAAAGGCUGUGUGCCCCAGUUUGAGAAGUGGUUACAGGACAAUUUAACCAUCGUGGCUGGCAUAUUCAUAGGCAUUGCAUUGCUGCAGAUUUUUGGGAUAUGCCUGGCCCAGAAUUUGGUUAGUGACAUCGAAGCUGUCAGGGCCAGUUGGUGAGCCCCUUGCCAUAGCCCUGUAAGACACUGGACACACCCAGCCUUCACCACCUUCCCACGUGCACGGACCGAGUGCAGAGGCCUCCUGCCGCCCACCUGAUGGAGCUGCCGAGAACUUGCUUCGUGGGGGUGAACCUGGGCAAUGCUGCUCCCUGAUGGAAUUUUUUUAAACAAAUCACCAGUAUGAAAGUUGUUGCGCCGUGAAUCUCUACUGUAGCCAUGCGUUUAUGGAUGGUUGGAUGCCUACCAAAAAAGCCAAGUGGGGAGUGGGGCAGGUGGGAUGGAAGCUGUGGAAGGCACUCUGUCUUGUCCUCUGCUGCACUAACUGGAGGGCCAGGAGAAGAGGUUCUGCCCAUUCCAUCCUCAAGAGACUGAGGGACCAUCUUCUGUCCCGGAGCCUGAAGAAGCUCAGCUAUUUGGACAUGCAGCCUCCUGCUUGGGAAGACAGUGGCUUUUUGGCAUGCCACCACACCCAUUUCACAAAGCUGAAGAGAAAACAUCUUGUGUUUACACAUCUUUUAAUCACAUCCAACAAGCGACUUGGGUGGACGCCCUUGCCCCAUCUACUUAUCAACAAGGUGGUGUGUCCUGUGGGCAUGAGCAGGUGUGUCGGAAAACUCGGCGAUGCUGUAUUUUAGCAGGACUGAGCUUGUUUUUUCCCAGUAGGAUUGAGCUUUAUUUAUCCAUGAAACCCAAGGAGAAAAUGAGGUUAAUGAGAGGCAUUAGUGAAAUACUCCUUACCACCAAAUCUGUGGUUGGAUUCUCCAGAAAUUCUCAAAUACUCUGGGUUGUCUGAUUGUUCUGUUUUGUGUUUUUUGUCUUCCAAAGGUGAAAGCUAUGAGAGAGUUCCUCUUACAUUCUAAAGUGUUGUCUUACUCAGUUGGAUUUUUUUUGAGGGGUGGUGGGGGGGGAUGAUCCUGAACUGCAUGACCUUUGAAUCUGAACCCGCCUUCUCCCUUUCCUGUCAUCUUGCCUGCAGAGCGUUGGAGCUGUCACUGUGCAUCAAUUGCAUAGGCUCACUGCCUUGUGAGGGUGUGGGGAGGCAUGCCAGCCCAGCUGGGAAGUGACUGGCUGCUCCUUCACAGAUACUUCCAUGGACUGAGGGUCCAUCCAAGCAGCCUCUUUUGCACCUUCCCCUUCCUCCUCUUUGAAUGCAGUUGAACCCAGUUCCAAAAUAGCUGUCGACACCAUCAAACACCUUCCAACGGGGGAUUCUUCUUGCAGUCUUAGUUUGCUGUUAUUAACAAAAGGAGAUAGUGCAUGGCCAGGGCCCCUUCUGUUCUCUUACUGUAGAGCAGCCAUCGGAACAGUAACAAAGCACAAAUACUCUGGAAGCGAGUGUGUGGGAGUGGGGCACCUGUUUUGAGCCACAUGCUGGGAAGCCACCUCAGGGGCUGCCGUCCCUGCUGCACUGCAGGUGGGAGGAACGACUUCUGUACCCUGGGUUUUAAUUCAGCUGGUGUCUUCCAGCUCCUGCUCUGCGGGGAGCAAAUAGUAAGCUGUGGAAUGCUAGGGAAGCCACAGGCGUGUUUUACAGUGGUGACACCUUUGCUAGCACAUGACUGGGCAGCUGGCUUAGCCUACUUGGUGGCAACGCAGUAGCUGAUGGACGUUGUCAGUCUGCCCAGAGAAAGGACCGAAACUCUUUUAAACUCUCGUCUCCAACGUUUGGGUGUGUGUGAGUCUGCAUGUGUGUGUUUUGUGUCUCUGUGUAGGUAGAGAUGUUCAUUCAGUAUUCUGCCUGUUAAGAGUAACUUCUUGCCUCCCUGCCUCAUCACAGUUGUCAUUUUGUAAUGUCAUCCCCAUGUGGAGAAGACUUGAAAUCUCCGCUGGCACUUUUGUCUUUUUUAUUACCUCAUUCUCCAGUGAAGUCCAUCUGACCGGCUGACUCAGCAUCAGGCAGGCUCCCCCACCCUAUGAGACAUCCAGUGAAAGGCCAAACAAGCAAGCCUAAAUGAGUUUUAAAUUUUAAUUAAUCACCCUUUAUUUUUUACACUUGAGCGUGAUUGUAAUCAAGACUGUCAUGAAUAAACUUGGUUCUGUCUCA